Podospora bellae-mahoneyi is the source of this 3591-nucleotide messenger RNA. It is a transcript of the gene rhp26, whose product is annotated as DNA repair protein rhp26. The transcript has a single exon. The record is from RefSeq and is a predicted model, not a curated record. Gene Ontology annotation, biological process: transcription-coupled nucleotide-excision repair. Gene Ontology annotation, molecular function: ATP binding; ATP-dependent chromatin remodeler activity. Gene Ontology annotation, cellular component: nucleus. NCBI's taxonomy places the organism in Eukaryota, Fungi, Ascomycota, Sordariomycetes, Sordariales, Podosporaceae. The coding region runs from base 1 to 3591 and encodes 1196 amino acids.
AUGCCGCCAAAAUACAGCGUCAUUAUGAGCCCCCCAGAGGCGGAAAGCCCCGAUGCGGCCGGUGAUGCCUCGCAAGAAAUACCACAAACCGACAAACCGAAUUCGCUAUCGACCAAAGAAUCCAACGCCGCCAUCGAAAGCACAAUGGAGAACCCCGUCCCCGACCUUGCCGCCCCCAAUCUCGAUGACGAAGCUUCCGCCCUUGCUCACCUUACCGAAAACGUCCGUGACCAAGACGAACUAGAACGCGACAUUACCCUCCAAGCCAACGCGGCCCUUAUCGAAGCCGAAGACACUCGCGACAGGAAGCGUAUCGAGAAAGCCCAGAUCCAAAAAGUGAGGCUGGAAAACCAGCGAAAGACCCAACAGGCCAAACUCACUUCUGGCCGCCUCACGCCUGCCAACAGGCUUAGGAUUCAGAAGGAAAUCACCCGGCUGGACUCUGAGAUUGAGAUUUGUGAGCAAGAUGUUAGGGACUUUGAGACCAGGAUUGAGGCUAGACAUCAGGAGGGAGCAGCAGAGACACAGUCCAAAGGGGCCGGAGCGGUGGGUGGAAGGCUUCCCAAUGAGACGCAAAGAGAAUAUUUGAUCAGGACUGGCAAAAUCACCCCAUUCGCGACGUUUGGUGGACCGAGACCAGAUGGGGUGGAAGGAGAACUCGCUGAUGCGAUUAUUGAAGCUGAAGACGAGGCUGUUGCGGAGGAAAUCGAGGAGCAGGUCGGGGACGGGCCGCGAAGUCAUCAAAAUCUAAGGAGGCCAGGGUUUGCAGAGGAGACCGAGAACAGUUCAACGGCCGAGUUGGAGUUUUCGCUACGGCCUAGAAAGAAGAGGAGAGUAGUGCAGGAGGUCGAAGGAGGAUCCGAUGACGAAUUUGAGCCUGAAGACGGUGCCAGAGAUGAUGAGGAGGACGAGUCUUUGGAGGAUGAUUUCGACAUGACCGACACAACUCUAAAGAAAAAGAGGAAAAGGGGGAAAGGUGUCGCCACUGCGGCGGAUGGCGUUGGUGAGGAAAAGGUCGAUUUGAGCAACAUUGACGACGGUAAUGAAGCUGUGUAUCAGGCCCGAUUGGAAGAUUGGGUCAAGCGAAGAAGUCGUGCAAGGCGAGCCCGCCAGCUCAGACUGGGUCAAGAGGUUGAGAGCGAGUGGGACGGCGAGGAAGAGUGGUUCAAGCCUUCUCCCGACGAAUCUGACCAUCAAUUUGAGAAUGGAAUGAAGCUCCCGGGUGACAUUUACCCUUCGCUUUUCGAUUACCAAAAGACAGGUGUUCAAUGGCUGGCUGAGUUGUAUGCUCAGCAGGUGGGUGGCAUCGUCGGCGAUGAGAUGGGACUCGGUAAAACAGUACAGCUGAUCUCGUUCGUGGCGGCUUUACAUUACAGCAAGAUGUUGAACAAGCCAGUCAUUGUAGUUGCACCGGCAACCGUUCUGCGGCAGUGGGUCAACGAGUUUCAUCGCUGGUGGCCACCUCUCCGCGUGUCGAUUCUGCACUCUUCAGGCAGUGGAAUGUUCAACGUCCUUGAUGAGGGCAAAAGGGAAGAUGUGGAGGAUAACUGGGAUACGAAAAGUCCCGCCAAAUCCAGCAAGGCAGCGAAGAAGAUUGUAGACAAAGUGGUGAAACACGGCCAUGUGCUGGUCACCACUUAUGCCGGUCUCCAAACCUAUGGCGAUGUUUUGAUCCCCGUGGAAUGGGGUUAUGCUGUUUUGGACGAGGGUCACAAGAUUCGGAAUCCCAACACUGCAAUCACAAUCUACUGCAAGGAGCUCCGAACACCAAACAGGAUCAUCUUAUCUGGCACACCAAUGCAAAAUAAUCUCACAGAGCUCUGGUCACUCUUCGAUUUCAUUUUUCCUAUGCGCCUCGGGACCCUGGUUUCGUUCCGGACUCAGUUCGAAGUCCCCAUCAAACUCGGAGGUUACGCUAAUGCGACCAAUCUUCAGAUCAUGACAGCACAAAAAUGCGCCGAGACACUCAAAGAGGCCAUCAGCCCGUAUCUCCUUCAACGUCUCAAGGUAGACGUUGCUGCGGAUCUACCGAAAAAGAGCGAACAGGUUCUGUUUUGCAAGCUCUCUAAGCCCCAGCGGGAGGCCUACGAGCUCUUUCUCAAGUCGGACGAAAUGGCAUCGAUCCUUGAUAGGAGCCGUCAGUCGCUUUAUGGUAUUGAUAUUCUUCGCAAGAUCUGUAAUCAUCCAGAUCUGCUGAAUCCCCGACUCAAGAAUGAGCCUGGAUAUCUCUGGGGGAGCGUUGAGAAGUCAGGCAAGAUGGCAGUCGUCCAGUCUCUGCUACCGAUGUGGAAACGACUCGGACACAAGACACUGUUAUUCUGCCAGGGCACACAAAUGCUAGACAUCAUUGAGGCUUUUGUUCAGCGGCUGGACGAUGUGAGGUAUCUGCGCAUGGAUGGCAAAACACCAAUAAAGCAGCGCCAAACCCUCGUCGACCAGUUCAACAACGAUCCAAGUCUUGACGUGUUCUUGCUAACAACCAAGGUCGGCGGACUAGGGGUGAACUUGACAGGUGCUAACCGAGUCAUCAUCUUUGAUCCCGACUGGAAUCCGUCUACGGACGUACAAGCACGGGAGAGAGCGUGGAGAUUGGGUCAGAAGAGGGAGGUGACUAUUUACCGCCUGAUGACGGCUGGUACGAUUGAGGAGAAGAUCUAUCAUCGCCAGAUUUUCAAGCAAUUUCUGUCCAACAAGGUACUCAAAGACUCGAAACAACAGACCAACUUCAACCUCAACGAUUUGCAUGAUCUUUUCAGUCUCAGCUCGUAUGAAGACGGCAUGACAGAGACGAGCCAGCUGUUCAAGGGAAGUGAAGCCAAGAACUUUAUGAAAUCCGGACCCAAGGAGCUUCUUAUACCUGGGCAGGAUAGGGUUCUGCUCGGCCCUUCUGCAAAGAAGGCAGCUGCUCGUGAAGUCGCCUCCGUUACGGUCAAGGCUGAGCCCCAGGAUGACGGUGAAAACGACCUCCGCAAUAUUGAGGGGGUAGCUAGUCUGGAGACAUUCAAAGCAGAAUCCGACCCACCAGCCAAUGAAGAGGAUCGCCUGAUGGAAGGACUUUUCGCGAGGUCGGUCCACAGUGCCUUGGAGCACGAUAAGAUUAUGAACGGCAAAAAGACUGUGAGGGCGGACAAGAAGAUGAUUCAGCAGGAAGCCAACAGGAUCGCCGCUCAAGCUGCUCUCAGUCUUCGACGCGCAGGCGAGCAAGCCCGCAACGUGCCUAUUGGCACCGUGACAUGGACAGGUGAGGUAGGAGAGGCUGGCCGACCAGUGCAACCACGUAGACGUAUUGCGCCAGGUUCGGCCAUCAUCCGAAAUGCUGGUGCGAGUGGUUCGAGACCAGGAACUCCCAAUGCCCAGCCAGCACCAGACAGGACGCUUCGAGCCAAGGACUUUGAAAAGAUGAUUCCUGCCUUUAUCAAGCGCCAUGGUGGUCAGGUCGUCUCUAAGCUUUUGGUGGAUCAUUUCAAUCAGUAUUGUACAGGUACUCGUCAGGCGGAAGAGUUCAAGAUUGCGCUUGGGAAGGUGGCCCAGAUGGAUAAGAAGGGAACCAGUAUGCGAGCUACUUGGUCUCUCAAGCCCGAUUUUCAGUGA